Molecule: messenger RNA, 1032 nt
Organism: Symbiodinium natans
Lineage: Eukaryota; Dinophyceae; Suessiales; Symbiodiniaceae
Source: the annotation of a GenBank genome assembly
AUGGCUUCUCGUGCAAUUGCAUGGUCGACAGGUCCCGCGAUUCCGGCAAUUUAUGCAUGGACACUCGGAUCGGGAUCUGCAGGACGAGCCUGUGCUGCGAAUGCGGAGGCAUCCACAGAUGGCGAGGCUUCUCGUGCGACAAGGGCGCCUGCCAUUUACGCCUACAACGUGCCGAGCUGCGCUCGAAGUGAGGCCCGCGCAGCAGUGUCCUCGCCCACGUCGGGGCUGCUCGAGAGUGAGCAGCUGCACGUCAGGGGCAUGCUGCAGCAGAUUCUGGCAAUCGAGGACCACCUGGACCGAUGGCAUCGGGUGGACCGGCCAGAGGCCGCAUCUCUCUUCUGGGUCCCGGCCUACUUCCCUGUGCUCUUCUGGCUAGACCAACGUACACCUGAGCAAAAUGCCAGCCACCUUCAAUGCGUGCGAGAUGUUGUGGGUACGCUUCAGCAGUCAAGGUAUUUCUCCAGGAAUGCUGGGUACGAUCAUCUGCUGCUUUAUGGAUAUGAGUAUCCACACUGGAAGCGCUUCAGGCACUUGGUCCUCGACAGCUAUUCCCCCUUCUUGGGAAAUGCUAUCCUUGUGUCUGUCUCACUCUGGAACCAGGGUCGCCGAUCGUCUUUGUUGGAUGCAGGGCUGUACCCAUUGCUUCGUGUGAUUCCCGUUCCCUACUUCACGCAGUACGACUGCGGGCAGGAGGAAACCAUGCUCAACACUCCUCGACGCUUGGUCGUGUCCUUUGCCGGUUCAAUCAAGGACAAGCCCCCGUAUUUCGUCUUCCGGGAGAGGCUGCUUGUCGCCGAAGCUGUUGGGCGACCGGAUCUGCAGGAUGAGCGGCUGCUCAUACAGGUGUUCGACGCACACGAAGAAGCGAGAUACCGAUUCGCUCGGGACUAUGAGGCUGAGCGCAAUGCGCUCUAUGUGGACUCCGUGUUUUGCCUGGCAAUGCCUGGCGACGGAAACACAGCGGGGCGCCUCUUUGAUGCAAUGGUGAAGGGGUGCAUCCCUGUUCUCUUGUUCCAUCCCGACUCCUAUCCG